Messenger RNA from Rubroshorea leprosula, 861 nucleotides. The record is from the annotation of a GenBank genome assembly. Lineage: Eukaryota; Viridiplantae; Streptophyta; Magnoliopsida; Malvales; Dipterocarpaceae.
AGAAAGCAACUCAAGUAGAACUUAAUGCACAGAUCACAUCCUGAUUAUAUCCUGAAUCUGUGACCCAUUUCAUCAAAAUGGCUACAAGAGGGCUAAACAUUGGACUUGUCAUUGUCCUAGUGACCCAAUUUUGUGCAAGAACCAUGGCACAAUCUGAUACUUCUGGCUGCACCAGUGUCAUCAUCAACCUGGCUCCAUGCCUGAAUUAUGUGUUAGGGGCCUCUCAACUCGAUCUUCUUCGUGCUGCUUGCAACUCGCCAGCAUAAUUAAAUCACAGCCUACAUGUCUUUGCUCAUUGCUUAAUGGCGAGGCUUCAUCUCUUGGUGUUACAAUCGACCAGACUCAGGCUCUGGCCCUUCCUGCUGCUUGCAAUGUGUAGGCUCCUCCUAUUAGUGAAUGCAAUGGUAAUAGCUCAUUUAGCCCAAUUCCAAAACAGAAAACGUUGCAUUUUGUAUUGAAAUGUAUGUUUAGAACUCAUUGGUUUAAUUAAUUUUUUUUGCAACUGUGGUUGCACCAGCAGCUUCUCCUCGAGGAUCCAAAAUAGCCCCAUCAACUGGAGGAAGCUCAGUUAGGGUCAAUGUCAACUCAUACUUUCAGCUCGUCCUUAUUUUCCUAUGCUGUAACCUCUGGAAAAUUCUAAUGAUGCCUAUGUGCUUGUACUGUUGCCAUAUAAGAUCUUAUAAUGUAGAUGAACUGGCGUGUUGUUCCAGCAUUAUGUAAUCUGUUUUAUUAAGUUUUUGUGGUUUGCUUAAUAUAUAUGUAUGAGUGAUUUCUCAAACUAUGACUAUGCUUUUCCCUCAUUAUACCUUGCCAUGUAAGACUUCUGGCUACAUGCCAAGAGAAUAAACCUUUGAUUUGUGU